AUGAAUAUUUUUGAUGGGGCACGUUGGCUCGGCUUUGACGUGUUGUCAAAGAUUGUGCAAACUGAUUUUGUGUCUGUCUCUGUGCCCGACUGUCUCUCUCGUAGCCGCAGAACAGGCCACUACACAGUCCAACAGAACCAGAACGCACAUCAUGGAGACAGAUCUGGAUCCUCCACCACCAUCAGCAGCACGAAAACCUCCAGCACUGACCCACCGCCGCUACUCAACCCAAGUGUUGGCGUGUGCCCUAAACCUCAGCCCCCCUCCAGCCCGAAGUCCGGCUCCAGCCCCAAACACAGUCCCAACUCCAGGUCCAGAGCGCGGCCACCGUGUCAGCGCUGCAACUCACAGGACUCUCUGGACGAGCUGGAGAUGGACGACUAUUGGAAGGAGGUGGAGAAUAUCACUCGCUCUGGAGGAGGAGCAGGGAGGGGAGAAGGUGGUGGAGAAGGGGAAGCGCAGGAGGAGGAGCAGCAGAAAAUUCCUGAGGAGGGCGAGCAGGAGGAGGCGUGGCUCACAGAGGCGGGGCUUGCACGGCUGUUUGAUGAUUCAAUAGCAGCCGACCAAGAUCAGGAAGAAGACAGCGCGGUGUUUCUGUCCACACUGACCAGAUCUCAGGCGGCAGCGGUAGAACGACGGGUGACAUCGCUACAGCAGACGUUGCUACGACGACGCAACAGGCAGCAUGUUCCCGAUGUUAGGGAUAUAUUCAGACCUCCUGAAAAGGAUGAGGAGCCGAGUAAACUCAAAGGGGGAAGUGAGAAUGGACAAAAAGAUGUCACUUCAGUUG
This is a messenger RNA of Plectropomus leopardus (leopard coralgrouper), 790 nucleotides long. The record is from RefSeq and is a predicted model, not a curated record. Lineage: Eukaryota; Metazoa; Chordata; Actinopteri; Perciformes; Serranidae.